AUGGUUGUUGGUCUAUACUAUGAUCUUCAGUCAAAGAAGGCGAAGAAGACUGAUGAUGGGUCUUCGGGUACAAAGGUUAAGUCAUCAAAGAGUACGAAGCAGGUUCCUGUGAUCGAACUUGAGCCAAUUCAGCUGGAGCCUAUUAUUCCUGAUACCCAGGUAACUGAAAAGGAAGUCAUUCCUUCGAAGAUUGGUGGAUUGAGACGAAUCAAGAUGAAGUCGAAGCACAAGCGUAGAUCAUCUAAUAUGAAUGUUGUUCAAGAGGGUGAAACUAUUCCCGAUACACGUGAGACAACUUUGAUUAAACAUUCUUCUCAUGUGGAUACAUAUGUUAUUACACCAACCGAAGUUUCGCUUGCCAAUAUAGUUACUGUGGAGGCUCAAACUUCAGACAUUCCUAUAAACAUAUUUGAUAUGGAUAAAAAUGUCAUUAUGGGUGAGGACGAUUCGAAUAAAGCAACAAAAGGUUUUGGGGGAACUUUUGAGAAUCUGGAAUUUGAUGAGGAGGAAACUGACUUCCCGGAUCAUAUGCUCAUGACGAUGAAACAAUUCAAAAUCUUGAAUAUGAAGCUUAACUCUAUUAUUAAAUCUCAAGCUAUCUUGGGGGUGGUCAUUCUAGAAGAACAAAAGAAGACAACACGUUCGAAGAAGGUUGUUGCUGAAUCUUCUAAGAAAUCUGUCAAAGAAUUUACAUCAACAAAGAGUCCAAAGAAAGUACAAAUCCCAGAAGCUGAGCCAAUCCAACCAGAAAUUGUUGUUGCUGAUACCCCUUCAACUCAAAAGGAAAUCAUUCCUACGAAGACUGGGGUUUCGCAUCAAGGAGUCAUUUUUCAUGAGAUUCCAGCCCCUGCUUCACCGUCUUCUAAGAAGAGAAGGGAAACAGACAAAGCCAAAUACAUAUCUAAGAAGAAGAAGAAGGGUAGAGUGAAUAUUUCGUCAGAGUCUACUGCUGAUGAAAACGAAACAAUUCCAAAGACACUGGAAGCUGAUCUUUAG
Lactuca saligna is the source of this 996-nucleotide messenger RNA. NCBI's taxonomy places the organism in Eukaryota, Viridiplantae, Streptophyta, Magnoliopsida, Asterales, Asteraceae. The record is from the annotation of a GenBank genome assembly.